Molecule: messenger RNA, 1457 nt
Organism: Cervus elaphus (red deer)
Lineage: Eukaryota; Metazoa; Chordata; Mammalia; Artiodactyla; Cervidae
Gene: PSME3
Product: proteasome activator subunit 3
Exons: 11
Coding region: 532-1296 (254 amino acids)
Biological process (GO): regulation of G1/S transition of mitotic cell cycle; regulation of proteasomal protein catabolic process; positive regulation of endopeptidase activity
Cellular component (GO): nucleoplasm; proteasome activator complex; cytoplasm
Molecular function (GO): endopeptidase activator activity
Source: RefSeq, a predicted model, not a curated record
AGCGCGACGGCAUUGUCGGUCUGGUCCCCGCUCGAGACGGGGCAGCGGCUCAGAAGGUCCCUUCCGUGAAGGCGAGUGCCGGGCAAACAGAGAGGCAAACAAUCCCCGAGUCUCUGAGGCUCAGAUCUCACUACACCGGUCUCCACCACCCUCCCUCUCAUUUCACCCGUAUCCAGCACAAGAACUGGGAGGUAAGAGCCGAGCGCCGAGCUCCCAGAGCGGAACCUCAGCGCGGCUGCGCAGAGCACGUGCGCAUCCUCGAUGGACUCCCGGCGAUUGGCUGUGACGCAACUUCCGGUGUGAGCGGCGAAAGCCGGGAGGGUGAGCGAGAGAGGGAGCAGGCAGCAGGGACAGGCAGCAGGCGGGCUGGCUGACCGACGGCACGAAGGGAGGGAGCAAGUGAUCAGUGAGUGACCCAGCGAGGGAGGCCGCGUCCUGAAAGCAGCCGAGAUUCCCCCUUCCCUCUGACCCCCUCCCCGGAGCCCACAGCGCCUCCGGUCUCCAGCGGAGCGGACACGGCCCGGCCCGGCCAUGGCCUCGUUGCUGAAGGUGGAUCAGGAAGUGAAGCUCAAGGUUGAUUCUUUCAGGGAGCGGAUCACAAGUGAGGCAGAAGACUUGGUGGCAAAUUUUUUCCCAAAGAAGUUGUUAGAACUUGAUAGUUUUUUGAAGGAACCAAUCCUAAACAUCCAUGACCUAACUCAGAUCCACUCAGACAUGAAUCUCCCAGUCCCUGACCCCAUUCUUCUCACCAACAGCCAUGAUGGACUGGAUGGUCCCACUUACAAGAAGAGAAGAUUGGAUGAAUGUGAAGAGGCCUUCCAGGGAACCAAGGUGUUUGUGAUGCCCAAUGGGAUGCUAAAAAGCAACCAGCAGCUGGUGGACAUUAUUGAGAAAGUGAAGCCUGAGAUCCGGCUGCUGAUUGAGAAAUGCAACACGGUCAAAAUGUGGGUACAACUCCUGAUUCCUAGGAUAGAAGAUGGGAACAACUUUGGCGUGUCCAUUCAGGAGGAGACAGUUGCAGAACUGAGAACUGUUGAGAGUGAAGCUGCAUCUUAUCUGGACCAGAUUUCUAGAUAUUAUAUUACAAGAGCCAAAUUGGUUUCUAAAAUAGCUAAAUAUCCCCAUGUGGAGGACUAUCGUCGCACCGUGACAGAGAUCGAUGAGAAAGAAUAUAUCAGCCUUCGGCUCAUCAUCUCAGAGCUAAGGAAUCAAUAUGUCACUCUACAUGACAUGAUCCUGAAAAAUAUUGAGAAGAUCAAACGACCCCGGAGCAGCAAUGCAGAGACACUGUACUGAGGCCGGGGCCAGGGUCAGGGGACUCUGUGAGUCUGGCUCAAGACCGACAUUGCCUUGGUUUGUUACAUGACUAUCGUGAUGGGGAAACUGGCUGGAAAUAGUAAUCACACCUCUCUCUGUUUUUAGUUAGAGUCUAAUGAAACUCUCAUGUAGUUCUGUGA